AUGCCUACGUCCAUGCCCGCCCCCGCCAUCCGCAUCCCCAUAGAGCUGCUCACGCCAACUGCCUUUGCCCAGUUCGGCACCGUCAUUGAGAAUCCCACCACGUCGCCCUCAGCGAAGCUCCCCGUCCCAGACCGCGUGCAGGCGCCCGAGGCCGUCUCCGCCAAUCAGGGCUCCGCGACCAAGUACCUCGAUGUCACCCACAUGUCCAACCUGUACAGCCUUGCGCCGAGCAAGAAGCCGGCCAGAGCGGUCAUGAACAUGUUUGUCUGCGCGCCCCGGGACCUGCGACCCCACGAGCCGAGCAUCAGCAUGCCCAGCUCCUGGGGCGACCUCGACCUGGACGAGGACGACGACGAGGAUGAAAACGGCCGCUUUGAAAAGCAGCUGCUGGACAUUACUAUCCUAGAGCGCCACCCUUUUACCACACAGACAUUCAUACCCAUGGGCUUGUCACAACAAGACAAGCACACGCAGUAUCUGGUCAUAGUCGCGCCCACCCUUCCUGCCAGCGCCUCAAGUCGUCGUACAGGAAGACCGCCUCCAUACCCCACACCACACAUUGAGCGCAAGAAGAGCGUCAUGGACAUAUUCGCGCGAGCGCGGCCCAGUCCCUUUACCAACGAAAAGACGCCUGGUCCGAGCCAGUUCUCUCGACUGCAUCCGUCAGCACGACCCAAAGGGCCCGGCCUGCCAGAUCUCAAGAACCUUCGCGCCUUUGUUGCGACCGGAGCUCAAGCUGUGACAUACGGAGCCGGCACAUGGCACGCUCCUAUGAUAGUCAUUGGAGAUCGGCCCAUUGACUUUGUGGUCGUACAGUUUGCCAACGAUGUCGGCAAUGAAGACUGUCAGGAGAUAGCCCUGAAGCAAGACAACACUGCCUCGGAAGGAGUUGUCGUCAUGGUCGACACCAAUUCAUCCGGCACCGUCCAGGUCAAGGCUGGUGUCGGUUCCGUAAAGGCGAAAUUGUGAUUUCAGGUAGUAGACGUACUGUGAGGAACCAGUGAUGAAGUACUACAUUGCAGCUUGGCUUUUGAUAGCCAAUAACUUGUUUUAAAUCGACAGAAGCAGGCGAUCUACAGUAACACCAAACUCCAGCUUAUCAGAGGCCGAAAGACUACCAGAAAGUCGCCCACGAAUUUGACGAUUCAUGCAACCACCACGAGUAAGGCAGCACGUUCAGCUUUCC
Exserohilum turcica Et28A is the source of this 1186-nucleotide messenger RNA. RefSeq lists its product as uncharacterized. The transcript has a single exon. Lineage: Eukaryota; Fungi; Ascomycota; Dothideomycetes; Pleosporales; Pleosporaceae. Bases 1 to 969 code for a protein of 322 amino acids. Gene Ontology annotation, molecular function: ureidoglycolate hydrolase activity; ureidoglycolate lyase activity. The record is from RefSeq and is a predicted model, not a curated record. Gene Ontology annotation, biological process: allantoin catabolic process.